Stegostoma tigrinum is the source of this 4689-nucleotide messenger RNA. RefSeq names its product zinc finger protein 40-like. The record is from RefSeq and is a predicted model, not a curated record. The coding region runs from base 1 to 4674 and encodes 1557 amino acids. NCBI's taxonomy places the organism in Eukaryota, Metazoa, Chordata, Chondrichthyes, Orectolobiformes, Stegostomatidae. The transcript has 6 exons.
AUGGCUACAGCUUGUGAGAACAAAACAGAUCUGCUUGAUCCGAUGGAUGCUGGACCAUCAGACAUUCCAUUUCAGAGUCUCCUACAGAUCCAGGGCCCUGUCCACCAGCCAGGAUUGAUCGACACAGCACCUUAUUCCGACCCUACAAAACUAUCUGAUGGCCCUCAACCUUCUCAACUGAUCUCCCUGCAGCCAAAUCCUUCCCCUUUAUUUCCUCACCAAAUCUUCCAGCAGUCAGCUCAACAGAAGUCUCCAAAAAGUGCACAAAGAAUUGGUAAGAGUUCCUAUAUUGCUCUUACCUGCAGUACGUUGGAAAUUCCAGCACCACAAUCCGAGACAACCAGUCAAUCUGUCAUCCACAAUGAUCGAGAACCACCUCACCGUUUCUCCCAUAAGAGUGGACCAGGGAUUGAAACCGCAGCCCAUGAGACUGGACAAAGACAGUACCAACUUCUGGUGAAUAUGAAUCAGGUCAAGCUGAGAAAGCAGAGUAAGUAUGUGUGUAGUCAUUGUGGGAGAGACUGCUUAAAACCCAGCGUCCUGGAGAAACACAUCCGUUCUCACACCGGAGAACGGCCAUUCCCAUGCACAACUUGUGGGUUUUCCUUUAAAACUCAGAGUAAUCUGUAUAAACACAAAAGGACACAAACACACGUGAAUAAUUGUCGCCUUCUAACAGGUAGUGAGUCAGGUGCCAGCUCAUCACUGAAAUGUGUGGAUGCCAGACAUUCGGAUAUAAAUAUUCAACAGGAGGAUGGGCAGAAAGGAAGUGGAUCCUGUCAACAUGUGCAGCUAGUGCCCAAAUCCAACAACAUGGACCAUUUAGGGCACCAGGGCUACCCAAAUGUAGUGCCCCAAGACAUGUUUUGGAGCAGGACUUCCACUACCGAGAAGGGGGAGAACGAGGUAACUGAUGGACAGAAACAGGAUGUCCAACAACAGGAAACUCCAACUGGAAACAGGCAGAUUUCUUUACAGAGACAACAGGCAACAUAUUUUGCUAAACAGUGGAUCCACAAAUCUUCAAGUUCUAGUGUGCAGACAAAUGAAAGUACAGAUUCUGGAUACUUUUCCCAUUCGGACAGUUCUGACCAGCAGUCAUGUUCCUCAGGUUCUGUACAGAGUUGUCAAGGGCAGAGCACUGAUACUGAGCCAGGGAGAGCCUCUCAGCCCAGUCAGAGCUUGAUUAGUGCUGAGCAGAGUACUGAUGGACUAACAAUAGGGGAAAAAGCUGUGCAACGAAUGGAUAGGAACCAGCUUGGGAAACUGGAGCUGGGAGAACGAAUCUCAAAACUGAUCUCUGAUAACAAGGCUGUCGUUGAUGACAAACAUUUAGAAAAUGUGCGGCCAAGAAAAAUGGUUAUUUCUAAACAGGGGAGCAUUGAUUUGCCAAUGCCUUAUACAUUUAAGGAUUCCUUUCACUUUGACAUGAAAUCUAGUCAAGCCAAUAAGAGAUCAAAUCUUUCGUCCAAUUUACCAAAGGCCAUCCCACCAUCCCCAGGCAAAUUACAGCAAACAUUCCUCUCAUUACCUUCUCAUCUUGCCCCGACUGUUGAUUGUUUACCAGUUAUAAGAAGUAAUUCGUUGCCACCAGGCGAGUAUAGUAUAUUAUCCAGAGAAAUAGCCAAAGUUUUAAGCUCUGGCCCAGAGAAGCAUUGCUUACAGAAGACGCCCUCCGCUGCAUUACACACUGAGAACUCACUGUCUAGAUCACUAGACUUCCAUCCAUCACACCAUCGAAUCCUGGUCAGGCAAACUGCUCUUGAGGACUCUCUGGCAUGUGCUCCCAUUGUGGAUGGGUCCUCCACUCCCAGUGAAAAGAUCUCCAAUGUUACUGAAUUUCAUUCAGUGUCAAAAAGCAAGCACAAGUCCUUAGAAAAGAGAAACAGCCAGAAAAAGCUGACAAAAUUCUCCCAUGAGAAGUGGUCCAUAUACGGGGAAGAGACGUUUAGAAAGAAAUACCAGGCAGUAAAGAGAACUAGCAGUGCCAUGCCUACCCUGCAAUUUGACAACCGAGUCACACAGGUUUCCACAAUAAACAGUGCCAACCAUACCAUGGCACAGGACAGAGCGAUCACUGUCUUCUCUGAGAAUCAACACACCAGCUCACUGGCCACUUCCUCAAUUCAUAAAAUCCCUGUUAGAAAGCACCUUUCAGAUCCAUUGAUUUUUGGCCCAGUGAAGGUUACAACGUUCAAUAGUCAGAUGUUUCAGACACGGUUUUUACAGAGCAAUUGUGACAAUCCUUCACUCAGUCAGACAAAUCUAGAUCCUUGUCAUAAUUCAGUCAAAACCAAGAGUCCAUUGGUCCAGGAACUGCCUGUUAUCACAACCUCCAGUUCAGUCAAGUUGUCGAAUAUAGGUGACAGGCCAGGCCACACAACUUUAGCCAGUGCACUGCAGGGAGCCACUGGCCACAGAACAAAGGGUCUCCAUCUCUUCCAACCAUCAUCUGUACCAAGCCUGCAAAAAGAGAAAGAUCAACAGAGAUCAAUACAGAGGCAUUUCUCACAUGCGAAGCUGGUGAGGCAACUUAGUAUUCAAUUUCCAGAAAAUAAAGCUGUACAAGAGCCAAUCAAAGUGAACAGCCAGCAAGAAAGUCAGCCUGAAGAAUAUAAUGAUGCUAACAAUGGUGUCUCAAAACUUCCACCAGCAAAACCUCCCAAAAAGAAACAAAGACUGAAGUUAGUUGAUAUUGGAAAUCCAACUGAGGAUAUACAGUUUGACUCCGAUUUACCAGGCAUGAUUGUUCCUAGUCAGCCAUUUCCAUUUGUUGGCAUCCUGACCUCAAAUAGGGGGCACGGGCACCUUCAAUGUACCAACUCCCCAAAGCAACUGUCACCAACUGUUUCCAUCAACUUCACUGACCUCGAGCAGGCAUUGUCCAAUCAGCCACAUUCUUGUCCUGGGUCAGUAGCAACUUCAUCCACAUACCUUCUUCAAUUCUUGCCUUCACAUUCAGAGGCCAAGGCAGAAAUAAGGGAAGACAGUGGGAGUGUUGGUCGGCUGAAGGAUUUUCCAUCAUUAUCAGAUGCUGUUGCGGUUCAGGCAAACAAUCCUAACAAGGUUAUCCAUGUGGAAUCUCACGCGAUCCAAUGUGUUACACCAGUACCUCCUCAGAUAAAAGAUUCGUCCUUACAAAAGCAUCAUUUUCUUCCAAAAUAUCAACUCCAAUGGGCCAAGACGGAGCUGAUCGGAUUACCCUCUGCACUGACUGAACAAAUUAUAGUGCACGAGGAGACAAGUAAAGAUGAUUCUCAGGCUUCCCGGUGGAGUGAGCCUAAGGCAUCCCAUCAUGACCAGCAGACAUCACAUCCAACAGUGCAGCCGUCAUUCACUUCUUACCAAACAGGCACUAAAGAGUGGAAAACAGAAGGCUGUGAAAUAUUUCAAUACACCUUCACUAUUUCUGAAGGUGGUCAACUCCCAUCAGCUAUUCGCACUACAGCUGUUGUCACCAAUCUUAUUCAUUUAAUGAACAAGAGAUUCCAGUGGCCUAUUGGCAGCCAACCAGGUGGCAGGCUCCAGGGUGUACCCUGGACAGCAGCUAACAGUCUCCACCAAGGCCGUUGGGCUCCUGUUUGUAGCAUUGCUCAUUCAUUGCUGGGACAAUGUCAACAAGGUGUCAGCAACGUUAAACUGAAUGGAGAAUUGGAAUGGUCAAUGUUAGCUGGAUCUAAAUGUCAGCAACACAUGUGUACUUCAGGUGGCAAAAGACCCCAAAACUGUGUCCAAUGCAGGUCAAUGAGGGAGCGAAGCAUUGUUAUCCCAUCGACUGAGAUCAACUCUGACUAUUCCUCCUUCCAGAAGAUGGACACUCAACCUAAGCUAACCUGGUGUUACCUGAGGAAGACUGUGCCCUUACACACCCAGCAGAAGGACAGGUCCACUUCAGUCUAUGCGACCUGGGGCACCUGUGAAAAUACCUCUGACGGGUCAAGCCUGGCACUGAAGGACACUGUCAUUGUGAACAGACUCCAGCAGAAAGGCCGAGACACCCGUGCUCUGUCACUAAAGAAGCUGCCGAUUACACUGCACUCCCGCUCCAGGUGGAGGUUGGCCCCCAAGUUGCUGAUGACUACCCAGGGAAGGAGGAGGAUGGUGACCAAGCACAGAUAUUCAAGCUGCUCUAACACAGGGCGUCAAGUGGAUGAUUUAUAUAAGAGAGGUUGUGGCCCAGAAAGACACAAAUGCAAGGAAUGUGGAAUCUUCUUUAAGAAACCCAGCAGCCUGAAGAUCCAUCUGCAGACUCGUGCUAAUGAGCAGGCUUAUCAUUGCAAACUCUGUGAUCGAUCCUUCAAAACAAAAGGGAAUCUGACAAAGCAUAUCAAAUCCAAGAUCCACAGUAAGACACAAGCAAAACCGCAGACCUGCACAAAAUCAGAGGAUCAGGAACAGGAAGAAGAAGAUGGAAAUACAGCAAAGGUCCACCGAGCCAAUCAAAGACCACAUCCUAAAAAGGGCACAAGCACUUCAGAACCCAGCUUCACAUCAGUCAGAGCCAGUAUUUCUGUGUUCAGGAGAAGUGCGACCAUCAGACAGCAUUGGAAUGGUUCGGUUAUUACACUUACCUGCAGCUCAUUCUCAGAGCUCCUCUGCUCCUUACAGCUGCCACCUGCAAUUUGGCGGACAAAACAAUGUGGGGAUGACCAGUUUAGAGAUAGUGCAGCCUAAUGUUGUCCUCCUUCC